AUGAGGGACUCUCCUGAUCAGCAGUCAUUUCCUGAAGAGAGUGAUGGAUUCUAUGCAGGGAUUAAGUUUACACCAGAGUCAUUACAAAUUUCAGAGGAUGACAAAGAACAUGUUUUGACCAUUCUAAGUACUGUACCUGUUAUCUGCCAAGGUCAAGGUGACAUCUGUAAAAUUACUUUACAGCUGAAAACGGAAGAUUCUGAUAACUUAUUACUGGGGCUCCCAAACAUAGUCCUGUCGACAUGCCAAGUGGAUCUCCUGCAUAUACCCUGUACAGAAGGCGGCUGUGCAAGAGCCUCACUCACUGUGACAGCUGUGACAGACUUUGCCCAGGAUGGAGACCGCAUCAGCUAUAUCAGAGCUGAGCCAGUCACAAGGAGCGAACUACUCUGGAGAGCAUAUGCACCAAAGGAUGUAAAGGUCACAGUUCAAGACCUCCCAACAGGAAACUGCUACUCUUUCACUGAUCCACACAUUAUCACAUUUGAUGGAAGGCGUUAUGAUAAUUAUAAAAUUGGAACCUUUCUUUUGUGCAAGAUCCUGGCCCGUGUGUUUGAGGUACAUGUACGACAGUGGGACUGUGAAAGCCACCAGUAUGCUGUUGCCUGCAACUGCGGUGUAGCUGCAUGGGAGGGUAAUGACAUCGUCCUGCUAGACAUGUGUAAUGGUCAGUUUCAGGAAACCAGACUUCAGCUGUCUAUUAAAAGCAUUGGCACAUCACCUCGACGUGUCAAAAUCGUGAAUUCCUAUGGAGGGAAAAAAAUUACCAUCAUCUUCCCUUCAGGAGCAUUUGUUCGAGCUGAUGUAAGUGAGUGGGGAAUGAGUUUGACAGUCAGGGCACCAAGCAUCGAUUUUAACAGCACCAGAGGUUUGUGUGGCAUCUUUGAUGGGAACAGUCAUAAUGACUUCCAUAACACCAGCGGAAGUCCUUUACUAUCACACCAGAGUAACAUGCCUGAGGAAGACUUCAUAGAAGACUGGAGAAUACCUCCAGGGAUGAGUUUAUUUGACAAGACUCCACCAAUCUCUGAAGGGGAGAAAAGGAAAAAAUACUGCAGAUGUCAGAAGGAGCACACUCUAUCUCUGCACUCUGUAAAUACACAAAAUGUCUUUCAGAGUUCUUUCCCACAAUCUUUGGGCUGCCAUUAUGAUAAUGUGGAUUAUACUUCUGCAAUCCCAUAUCUAGAUGUUACAUCAGAAUAUGUCACUCGCUUAGAAACAGAAUCUACUUUAAGAAGUGAUGGGAAAAUGUUGGCCAAAGCAUUUGAUCAAAGAUAUCUGCCUAAAUCAGUCAAAAAGCGAGAUAGCCGUGAUGACAGCUUAAAACAAUACUCAAAAAAAGUUUCCUUGAAAAAUCAAAAAAACAAUGGUUUUAUUAACUCCACUAAGUCAGAAGCGCUGGAUAGAGCAAAAAGGCAAGAAGUCUAUUAUGAAUACUUACCUUUUUACCCAUUUCAAAACGAGAGUCAAAAGGACUUGGAAAGCUUUGCAUAUUUUUUCCCAGAGGAUUACUUUGAAGGGAUUCGGUCCAAAAUUCAGUCAAUAUGGCCUACUCAAGGUGGCCUAACCUCAACCAAAGCCUUGGAGAUCUGUCAGCAGGUUCUUGCUAAUUCUACUAUUGGCUCCAUCUGUAAAGACAUCCUUGGGAGACAGCUGGAUGAGGCAAUUGAUAUGUGCCUGUUAGAUCUGCAACUCAAGGAUGACCUGGCGUGGGAAGGUGCAAUGAUAGCAUUUUUGGAAAAUGAGUGUGAAAGAAAAGUGCAAGAAAAUAGAACUCAGCUGUUUCAUGCAGCAAAUGGGCUACUUGCCACUCACGAGGAAAUACUCAUAGCUCUCAGGUGUCCCAAUUUCUGUAAUGGCAACGGACAGUGCACAGAAUGGGGGUGCCAGUGCUUUGAAGACCACAGUUCCUAUGACUGUAGCAUUGCCAAGAAGAACACUCUGGAGAUCACAGGCUUAGAGGACAGGGGUCUCUGUGAUAUACAAGUUUCUGAUUGUAACAGGAUCCGGGUGUUUGGCCUCAGCUUCAGAGACUCUCCAGAUCUGCACUGUGAGGUCACCAGACUGAUUGUAAGCAAUGUACUAUGGGAGCACAAAGUCAAUCAGCAAUACAGUGGAACUAUUUACAUGCUUACAUUUGUAAAAGCAGCCAAUCCUCAUUUCAAUGGCAAUUGGAUAUCAAGAGAACAAGAACCCACAAAAGCAGAUUUUCUCAGCUCUACGGCCGUUGACGGCCAGAUUCCUGUUCUGAACGCCACAGAAACAGAGGCUACGCGCUUCAUGGCUGAUGAUGAACCAUUUGCAAGAUGGCAAGUGAAAGAAGAGACUUGUAACAUAGAUGGACUAUGCUACAGUGAAGGAGAUUCAAGCCCUACCAGUCUAUGUCUUCUCUGUGAACCUGACAUUUCUAAAUUCACGUGGUCUAUUAAUGAAAACAAUCUACCUCCUGUGUUCCAAGUCCCUUCCAGCCAGCUGCUGACAUUUAUUGGUGAGAAUUUUGUUUACCAGUUAAUAGCAGUGGAUCCUGAAGGGUCGGCUGUGCUAUUCAUCUUAGAGGCUGGGCCACAGGAUGCCACGCUGUCUCCUGCUGGCCUUCUUAUCUGGAAGGUCGAUUUGGAAGAACCGCAGAUCUUUGAAUUCACUGUGUCAGAUGAAUGCAAUGCACAAAGCAGAUACUCUGUUGAGGUUUUAGUGAAGCCUUGCAGCUGCAUGAAUGGUGGAUCAUGUGUUACCAAUAUUAACUUCCCUCCAGGAAUUGGUGAAUAUCUCUGCAUAUGCCCCAGUGGAUUUGAUGGAAACUUUUGCCAGGAAAAUAUAAAUGACUGCAAACCAAACUCAUGUGGGAGUGGCAUGUGUGUGGACAGUGUAAAUAGCUACACUUGUAAAUGUCCAGCUGGUUUGAAAGGGCUUACUUGUCAGGAAGAUGUGAACGAAUGUGAAGAGAAUCUUUGUUUUCCUGGAGUGUCUUGCAUAAACACCUUUGGAUCUUAUAUAUGUGGAACUUGCCCCAGUGGAAUGGAGGGGGAUGGUAAAUCUUGCAGAUCUGAGGCCACUGCUGACAUUACAGAAGAUUUCAUUACUGAUAAUAAAAAUGCCAAAGGUGAAUUCAACAAGAUAGAAAGUGAAUGGCCAAUGCAACCAUUAGAGGCGAAGAAAGCUCCUGCAAUUAAGAGUCCUAACAGUAGUGACACACAUGGUGGAAGAGCUGCCGUACGACCUAUAACUACUUGUGCCAAUAGGCCAUGCUUCCCUGGAGUCUUAUAUGUUGAUCGUAAACCUCCUGAUAUUGGGUACAUUUGUGGUCGGUGUCCAUCAGGUUUUCUUGGAAAUGGACAAAUCUGUACACAAACUCCUAGAGCAGUGUCAAGAUCUUCCUACAGUCAUACAGAUACUGCUGAGAGAGGUAAUACAGAUGCUAAAGGCUCCUACCAAGAAAAAGUUGUCAUAAAGUCAAGAAAUAUUGAUUCUAAACUUUCCCAGGCUCAAAUCCCAAGACUAGAACACACUUACCUCAUGACAAGAAACCCCACAGUCACUGAUAUUCAAUCACUUAUUUUGAAAAGGAGGGUUUCCCAUCCUCAGGCAUCAGAUACAAGAAAUACUGAUCCAGACUCCUUGCUACUUCCAAGAGCAUCUUCCCAUAAUAAAGUAAAAAUAAAUAAUUCUACACAGGAUCUACUUCUGCUUCAAGAACCUAACCCCAAAGCAGCAACUGUCAGAAUGACAACCCAAAUCUCCUCUGAUUAUAAGCUAAAUGUUAGAUCACAUGCAGCUGGGACUAUUUCUACCCAUCCUGAUAAGAACACAAGUUUAUUAGUUACAAGGCCACAUGCUGUUCGACGGAUCCAGCCAACAUUUGACUUUUCUCCUGGAAAAUGGUCCAGUAGGAUUGCAACUGCAAAGACUAAACCAGUCCAUGCUUUUAGAACAGACCAGCCAAGGAUAUCUGCUUUGACAGCACCACUAACCUCUUCAUUCCAUCUUAGAGCUCCUUUUUUGAGUAUGGCUCCCCAAAGUGCUAACUUCCCAGUACUUCCCAGAAUGUUUGUUCAAGCAAGGAUUCCAGAACAGACAACUGCAAUCAGAAAGUCAUAUGCCUCAGUGGGGGAUCAUUUGGCACUAUCAAAAACUAUUAAUGGGCUGCUGCAUCUGAACAAGAAAAUCACAUGUGCUAAUACACCAUGUUUUAACGGAGCGCAGUGUGAGCCAGCCAAAGAUGGAGGAUUUAAAUGUGCCCAUUGUCCCCCUGGAUACAAUGGUGAUGGAAUUACAUGUCAAGUGUUGUGUGAUCCACCUUGUGAGCAUGGAGGAACCUGCGUGGCUCAAAAUAGCUGUUCCUGUGCUUAUGGAUUUGUUGGUCCGAGAUGUGAAACAAUGAUAUGCAAUAGACAUUGUCAUAAUGGUGGGAAAUGUGUGUCACCAGAUGAGUGCAAAUGCAAAACUGGAUGGAGCAGUCCUUCUUGUGAAACAGCUAUCUGUAGCCCUGUUUGCCUAAAUGGUGGAAUCUGUGUACGCCCAAGUACCUGUGCUUGUCCUUAUGGCUUCUAUGAACCCCAGUGCCAAACUGCUCUUCGCCAUCCUCCUUGUAAGAAUGGUGGCCACUGUGUGAGAAACAAUGUGUGCACCUGUCCUGAGGGUUAUGCUGGAAGAAGGUGUCAGAAAAGUAUCUGUGAUCCCCUGUGCAUGAAUGGAGGGAAAUGUGUAAGCCCAGAUGUCUGUGACUGCCCAUCUGGUUGGACAGGCAAGCGGUGUAAUAAACCGGUUUGUCUGCAGAAGUGUCUGAAUGGUGGAGAAUGUAUAGGCCCCAGUGUCUGUAUGUGCUCUGAAGGAUGGAUAGGAAUGCUCUGCCAGACUCCUCUGUGUGAGAAGAAGUGUCUAUUUGGAAGCAGGUCUAUAAGACCAAAUGUAUGUGCCUGUAGAAGUGGAUAUACUGGUUUAACCUGUAGAAAGAAGGUAACAUGCAAAUUCAAAAAUACUGAAUAA
Molecule: messenger RNA, 4983 nt
Organism: Gopherus flavomarginatus (Mexican gopher tortoise)
Lineage: Eukaryota; Metazoa; Chordata; Testudines; Testudinidae
Product: von Willebrand factor D and EGF domain-containing protein-like
Exons: 23
Coding region: 1-4983 (1660 amino acids)
Biological process (GO): anatomical structure development
Cellular component (GO): cell surface; extracellular region
Molecular function (GO): calcium ion binding; signaling receptor binding
Source: RefSeq, a predicted model, not a curated record